Molecule: messenger RNA, 2632 nt
Organism: Leptopilina boulardi
Lineage: Eukaryota; Metazoa; Arthropoda; Insecta; Hymenoptera; Figitidae
Exons: 5
Coding region: 175-1704 (509 amino acids)
Source: RefSeq, a predicted model, not a curated record
GCACUAACUGCAUUACUCUUGAUUUUGAGACCACAUGUUAACUGCUCUUUGCCGUUAGAUGCUAGGACGUUUUUAGGGACAAUAAGAAGCGUAAGAAUUUCUGAAAUUGGCGGUGGUACAUAUCACCAUUUUGGUGUUGAAAGAGCGGUAAGAAAUAUUGUAAAAGAAUGUCAGAUGGAAGGCAAAAGAGUUCAAGAUGUAAAGUUAUCAUUUAACAUUGAUGGUUUACCUAUUUCAAAAUCAGGUACAGACAGUUUCUGGCUCAUUCUUUGCUCCGAAGUAAAUAGUAAUUCAGUUUAUCCGGUUGGGGCAUUCUGUGGCAAAAGCAAACCUGAUGACGCAAAUGAAUUCAUGAAAGAAUUUGUAGAUGAAUUGAUUUCUUUGUGUCAAAAUGGUUUGCCAGAUUUAAAUGUUACAGUAUCUUGUGAAAAUAUUAUAUGCGAUGCUCCAGCGAAAUCUUUUGCAUUCUACUUGAAGGGACACACAGGAUAUAACAGUUUUUCCAAAUGUGAAAUUGGCGGAAUUUAUAUUUCACGAAAUGUGGGGAAAAAGAAAAAAAAAGGAACAGUUUGUUUUCCCGUGCCCAAACGAUUAAAAUUAAAAACAGAUGAUGGAUUCAACCGAAAUUACUACAAUGAUAUAGAAAAUGGAAAGGAGACAAUUUUAAAAUUAAUUCCGAAUUUCGGUUGUAUAUCGGGAGUUCCUUUAGAUUACAUGCAUCUUGUUUUAUUAGGUGUUGUAAAGAAAAUAAUUCAAUUGUGGGUAAAAGGUCCGUACAGAAUUAAAUUACGAAGGCAUGAAAUAAAUAAAAUUUCCAAAAAAUUAAAUGCUCUUCGAUACAGCGCACCCUGUGAAUUCGUAAGAAGACCUCGUUCCCUAUGGAAUUACACACAUUGGAAAGCAACAGAGUUCCGUACGUUUCUCCUUUAUGCAGCGCCAAUAGUUUUAAAAGGUAUUAGACAAGAUAUUUAUGACCAUUUCAUGAUUUUACAUACUGCAAUAUCAGUAUUGGUGAGUGACAUUCACUUAGAAAUACCCAGGAACAUAGAUGUUUGUCAUGAUUUGCUAGUGCGAUUUGUCGAAGACUUCGAAACAAUUUAUGGGAAAAAAUACGCAUCUCAUAAUAUCCACAAUUUGUUGCACUUGUGCAAUGAUGUUAAACGGUUCGGUCGUUUGAACAAAUUUAGUUCCUUUAAAUAUGAAAACUAUUUAUCUUCAAUUAAAAGAUGGAUAAGAAAAGGAUUUCACCCUUUGGAACAAAUUGUGCGCAGAUAUUCCGAACGCGAAUCUUAUUUAAAGGACACGAAAAUGAAGCAAACAUUAACUUUAAAUCAUCCUCAUAAUUCGGGACCACUAGAUGGAGAUUGUGCCAUGAUUCAGAAGCAGUAUAAAAUCUUGGAAAAAGAAACAUUUAAAUUGAACUGCAACGAGCCGAAAAAUAGUUGUGUCUUAUUAAAAAAUGGUGUAUUCGGUCAAGUUCUGAACAUUAUCGAUUGCAACAACGAAAUACGACUAAUAAUAAAAAAAAUAAAUUGUAUUUCUCAACUGUAUGAUAAUCCGGAUUCCAGAUGUAUCAAUAUUUAUAAAGGCAUUCUUUCCGAGGAAGCUGAAUUCUCAGUUCCAUUAACAAAUGUCUUAUCUAAAGUUUGGAGAAUCCCAUCUAGUAAAGGGAUGUCAUUGCUUCCUUUGCAACACAAUGUUUAAUAUGAUACUAUUCCUAAAAAUAUUCUAGCUGCGAAAUAUGUGAAAAAAUAAGUUUAUAAUAUUUCUAAUUUUUUGAGAAAAAUAAGUACUUAUGUCCGAAAGAAAGAAGGUAGAAAAGAAAAUGCUCAAAUUUCCAAAGAGGACUUGAUCUAUGCCAAUUUCAUGUUUUUUGAGGGACAAUCAAAAAGUAUGCUAAACUAACAAAUGAAAAUUUUAAAAAAAGGCCCAGACAAACAGAACAUCUAAAAAGGUUUAUUGUCAAUGAUACUGGAUCUGUUUCGAAGUGAUUCUUAUUAUUAAUUAAUUAAUUAAUUAUUGAUUUAUCGAAUAAUUUGGCUCUUAAGGAGAAAGACAAAAUUAUCUAGGCGGAUAAAGUUAUUAAUGUCAAGAGACAUUAUUUAAGCGGUGGAAAAAAUGGAAUUUCAGUACCGUUAAUCAAUUCUACUAUGUGAAUCCAAAUUUAGAAUUUUUAGCAAAAUAUGCGAUAUUAGCCGUCCGAAUCAGGAAAAGCAAAAAUUGAACCGUUCCUAAAGAAACAGUCUUACAGCAUUAUUUGUUGAGAAAAAUUUUGAGCUCUAAAAUAGUAUUUCAAACGCAAAUCACUAAAUUAAAUAUUGAUCUAUCGGAAUGGAGGGAUACACUUGCAUUUAUGAUCAAGGAAAUAUGCAUUUGAGAUUUUAACGAUACUCUGAUAAUGGGAUCGAACGAAAUUACAUUAUUUAUUGUGUGAUCUCAUUUUGUAAUACGUUCCAGCCGUCAAUGUUACUUCUAACACUCCUUUAAAGAUUCGUCAAAUGGCGUUCCAAAGGUCUAAAGGCGUCAUCAGUUUAGUAUUUUUUAUUUUUCUAAGUUUUAGUUUUUUUUUCACUCAUAUUUUCUAAUUCUUUUAAUUUGAUUCUUUCUUUAAAUUUAAAUUCUUAAAAAAAUA